GGGAAAAAAUAGACGUACAAAUGGCAGCCCUCAACACAGCGGCAGAGCAAAAUGGGGAAAACAAAAUUUAUGAGAUAAAUCUCUCACUCUCUCCUACUCAGUCUUGACUCGCUCCGCAAAAUGCUCUGAGGAAUUUCCACUCUGCUGAGCUUCAUUUGAGCUGCGGUUUGACCAUUCUCGUUCUAUACCGCCUUCUCACCUUUCCACACAGUCCUGAAUCCCUUGGUGGAUAGAAAUGGAAGAAGGCGCAUCAUUCAAUGUAAUGGAUGGGACAAUAAAGGGCAUCAAAUUUGGUUUAGCUACCCGCCUUGAAAUUGUGAAAGCCUCUAUUAGUGAUUGCCCUAUAAAUCAUCCCAGCCAGCUUCUAAACCCCUUUCUUGGCCUUCCACUUGAAGCUGGGAAAUGUGAAUCUUGUGGUACUGGUGAGCCAGGGCAAUGUGAAGGGCAUUUUGGCUACAUUGAAUUGCCUACACCUAUAUAUCACCCUGAUCAUGUUAGUGAGUUAAAGAGGAUGCUAAGCUUAUUGUGCUUAAAGUGUCUCAAAUUAAGGAACCGGAAGUUCCAGGUCAAGCACAUUGGUGUUCUUGAAAGGAUGAUGUCCUUGUGCUGUGAGGAAGUUUCACAAGUAUCAGUAAAUGAAGUUAAAAAUUCAGAUGGUGCUUGUUAUUUGGAGUUGAAAGUACCAAAGACUGCAACACUGAGUGAUGACUUUUGGAACUUCUUGGAGAAGUAUGGAUUUAAAUAUGGUUAUGGCUAUUCCCGUAGAUUGCUUCCUUCUGAGGUAGCGGCAAUUUUGAAAAAAAUAUCUGAAGACACAAGGAGAAAACUUUGUGCGAAGGGAUAUUCUCCACAAGAAGGCUAUAUCCUUCAAUUCUUGCCUGUCCCGCCUAAUUGUUUGUCUGUUCCGGACAUAUCUGAUGGGAUGAACAUCAUGUCUUCAGAUCACUCAAUAACAAUGCUCAGAAAAGUGCUCAAACAAAUAGAGAAUAUUAAAAGCUCAAGGUCUGGAACACCAAAUUUUGAGUCUCAGGAAGUGGAAUCCAAUGAUUUACAAGUAGCAGUUGCUCAGUAUCUUCAGUUCCGGGGUACUGGGAAGGCCUCUCGUGAUGUGGAUAAGCGUUUUGGAGUUGGCAAGGAAUCAAAUGAAUCAACUACCAAGGCUUGGCUUGAGAAGAUGAAAACUUUAUUUAUAAGAAAGGGGUCUGGUUUCUCCUCUCGCAGUGUGAUUACAGGUGAUCCGUAUAAGGGAGUAAAUGAAAUAGGAUUACCAUUUGAGAUUGCCCAACGUAUCACCUUUGAAGAAAGGGUAAGUUUGCACAAUGUGGCAUUCCUGCAGAAGCUGGUUGAUGAAAACCUUUGCUUGACCUACAGGGAUGGAGCAUCGACAUAUUCGUUAAGGGAAGGAUCCAAAGGCCACACCUUUUUGAAACCAGGACAACUCGUUCAUAGAAGAAUUAUGGAUGGUGAUAUUGUGUUUAUCAACAGGCCUCCAACUACACAUAAGCACUCCUUGCAAGCUUUGUCAGUCUAUGUACAUGAUGAUCACACAGUUAAGAUCAAUCCACUGAUUUGUGGGCCACUAAGUGCAGACUUCGAUGGAGAUUGUAUCCACCUCUUCUAUCCCCAGUCUCUCUCUGCUAAAGCAGAGGUUUUGGAGCUUUUCUCUGUUGAGAAACAGCUGUUAAGCUCACAUACAGGUAAUUUUAAUUUGCAGAUGGGAAGUGACUCGUUAUUGGCUUGCAAGUUAAUGUUUGAGAAGUACUUUGUAAAUAAAAUUUGUGCCCAGCAGUUAGCCAUGUUUCUCCCAAGCAGCUUGCCACUGCCUGCGCUUGUGAAGUCCCAUCGUUCUGCCCCACAUUGGACAAUCUUGCAGAUUCUGGGAAUGGCUUUGCCUAGGUCUUUUGAUUGUUUGGGGGAUAGAUACACUGUUAACAAAAGCGAGUUUGUAAAAAUUGACUAUGGCAGGGAUACAUUGUCAUCAAUCCUCAAUGACAUUGUUUCUUCAAUUUAUUUUGGAAAGGGUCCCAAAGAGGUUAUCCUAUUUUUUAAUGCGCUGCAACCUUUGUUAAUGGAAUAUCUGUACACAGAAGGCUUUAGUAUCAGUCUUGGAGACUUUUUCAUUUCCAAAGCUGCUAGAGAAAAGAUCCAAACAAAUAUUCAGGGCGUCUCGCAGUUGCUGCAUAGCUUGCGCGCAACCUUCAAUGCAUCUGUGGAGCAACAAUUGGACCGUUUCCUGAAAGUCGAAAAAACCCCAGUCACUGAUUUUGCUCUACAUUCAUCUGCAAUAGGUCAUUUAAUUGACCCAAAGAGCGAGUCUGCUCUUAAUAAGGUAGUACAACAGGUUGGGUUUUUAGGGUUGCAAAUGGCAGACAAGGGGAAGUUCUAUUCCAAGACGCUUGUGAAUGAUGUGGCUCUGCUGUUCCGAAACAAGUAUCCAUCUGCUGGGCAUCACCCUUCAGAGGAAUUUGGUAUGAUUAGUAAUGGCCUCUUUAGUGGUUUGGAUCCUUAUCAAGAGAUGGUUCACUCGAUAUCCAGCAGGGAAGUCAUAGUAAGAUCAACAAGAGGUUUGACUGAACCUGGAACGUUGUUCAAGAAUCUGAUGGCGAUCCUCCGAGAUGUUGUCAUUUGUUAUGACGGGACUGUGCGAAAUGUAUGCAGCAAUUCCAUUAUUCAAUUCGAGUAUGGGGUUGACAAUGGAGGUAAGUUUCAGAGUGAGUUUGGUGCUGGUGAUCCUGUUGGAGUAUUGGCUGCAACUGCUAUGUCAAAUCCUGCAUACAAGGCUGUGCUGGAUUCAUCUCCAAGCAGUAAUUCUUCGUGGGAAAUGAUGAAGGAAAUCCUGCUUUGUGGAGUCAGUUUCAAGAAUGCUGUAUCUGACCGCCGUGUAAUACUCUAUCUAAAUGACUGUGGAUGCGGAAGGAUAUAUUGCCGAGAAAAAGCUGCCUAUGUGUUGAGCAAUCAUUUGAGAAAAGUCUGUUUGAAGGACACUGCUGAUGAGUUCUUGAUUGAAUAUGCAACACCACAGACUGGAUAUGAGAUUUUAGGUGGAGGUGUUAGCCUUGUUGGCCACAUUCAUCUGAACAAGUCGCAGUUUGAAAAUCUGGGAGUUGAUCUCAAUGAGAUUCUUGAAAAAUGUGAGGAGAAAGUUUAUUCCUUCAGGAGGAAGAAAAAAACUGCUCAUCUAUUCAGGCAAAUCGAUUUGUCAGUCAGUGCAUGUUGUUCUUUUGGUGAAGGCAAAAGUAAAUCAGGGGAGAUGCCAUGUGUGCAGUUCUCUUGGCCGCUGGAUCCAGCUUAUGAUCAAUUAGAGAAAUUUGCUCACAUUUUUGCAGACACAAUUUGCCCUGUUCUGCUGGAAACUGUUGUAAAAGGUGAUCAUAGGGUCUCUUCUGCUAAUAUAAUCUGGAGUAGUGCUGAGACAAUGACUUGGAUUAGGGGCUCUAGCAAGAAUCAACCAGGUGAAUUAGCUCUAGAAGUUAUUCUUGAGAAGGAAGCUGUCAAACAAAGUGGAGAUACUUGGAGGAUUGUCAUGGACUCAUGCAUCCCUUAUAUUCAUCUUAUCGACACAAGACGUUCUAUACCAUAUGCUAUCAAACAAGUGCAAGAAUUGCUUGGGAUUUCUUGUGCCUUUGAGCAAGCUGUUCAGCGACUCUCGACAUCAGUCACAAUGGUUACAAAAGGAGUUCUCAAAGACCAUCUACUUCUAUUGGCAAAUAGUAUGACAUGUUCUGGAAAUCUGGUUGGCUUUAAUGCUGGUGGGAUAAAGGCUUUGUCUCGUGCAUUGAAUGUUCAAAUACCCUUUGCCGAAGCCACAUUGUUUACACCUAGAAAAUGUUUUGAGAAGGCUGCUGAAAAGUGCCAUGUUGAUUCAUUAUCUAGUGUUGUGGCAUCUUGUUCAUGGGGUAAACCUGUAGCUGUUGGCACUGGGUCUUCUUUUGAUAUUCUUCUUGAUACUAGGAAGGUUGAGUUAAACCAAAGAGUAGGUCAAAAUGUCUAUGAUUUUCUUCUUCUGAUGAGAAACAGUAAUGAUCGCACAGAAAAGGUUACGGACUGUCUAGGUGCAGAUAUUGAGGAUCUGCCACCGGAAGAUUUAGAUUUAGACUUGUACUUAUCUCCAGAAAGAGAUUCAGAGUCGGUGAAUCCUACAUUUGAAGAUGGAUUCGAGGAUCUGAUCAAUGAGAAUGCGGGUCAACAAGAAGGUGGCAGCGGUGGUGGUUGGGAGAAGGCUUCUACUGACACAUCUAGAGCUGGUGGUGGUGGAUGGGACACUGUAGAGAAAAGCUCAAUGGCAGCUGCAGAUCAAUCCGAUUCUUGGUCCUCCUGGGGUGGUAAAAAGGUCGAAGAAACCAGGAAAAAUAGUGUCCAAGGUGGAUCCCCUGGUUGGGAUAAAACAGAUGGUGGCAGUGGUGGGUGGGACCCUGUUGAGAAAAGCUCAAAGGCUGCCACAGAUCAAUCAGACUCUUGGGGUGUUGCUAAAAAAGCCGAAGGUGAAUCUUCUGUUUGGGGUAAAAAAGUGGAAGGUGGUGAUGGUUCUGUUACCCAACCUGAUACCAAUGGAUCCUGGGGCAAGGCUUCUAAGAUUCCAGAAUCUGAAGCAUCAAAAUCCUCUUGGGGAAAAUCUAGUAAAGGACUUGAUCAACCUUGGGGUAGUCAAAACCAGUCUGAUAAACUGGCUGCUACAUGGGGCAAUACUGUCAAAGAUGAUGUCAAACCGAAGCCAAGUUCUGGAAACUGGAACCGAACUACCGAUGGAGCACCGUCAACCUCCAGUGGUGGUUGGAGUAAUAAACCAGAAUCUAAUAAAGGUCUCGUUCAGACUGGAUCCUCCUGGGGGGCAAAUGAUGUUGAAUCUGAUCCCUCUGCUUGGGGGAAAAGUGCCAAAGAAGAUAGCGGUGGAAAGAAGCAAGGAGGGGAAUGGAACACAUGGCAAAAAGGAACCAAUGAAUCACCGACUCAAGCAGAAACAACACAAGGUAGCUGGGGUAAUACCAGUUCCAAGUCUACAGAAGAAGGUAGCUGGGGCAGAAAAGGCAACUCAAUUGAACAGAAGAAUGAAGCGGUUGGAGGGUGGGUGUCCUCUAAUAAGAGUAGUGGUUGUUCUGAUUGGGCCUCAAAGAAAAGAGAGUCUGCAAUCAAUGACUCAAGUGGUGGCUGGGGUUCUUCCAAGGGUGGUGCUGCUGCUGCUGAUUGGGCAUCACAGGAAAGAGAGUCUCUUGUCAGUGAAAGAAGUAAUGAUUCACCCAGUGGUGGUUGGGGUUCCUCUAAGGGUGCUGUUGCUGAUUGGGGCUCACAGAAAAGAGGGUCUGUGGUCAAUAAUGACUCAUCCAGUGGUGGUUGGGGUUCCUCCAAGGGUGGUGGUGGUCCUGAUUGGGCCCCUCAGAAAAGAGGGUCUCAAGUCAAUGACUCAGCAGGUGGUGGUUGGUGUUCUUCCAAGAGUGGUGGUGGUGCUGAUUGGACCUCACAGAAAAAAGAGUCUCUGGUCAAUGACUCAGCCGAUGGUGGUUGGGGUUCUUCCAAGGGUGGUGCUGCUGCUACUGCCUGGACCUCACAAAAAAGAGAGUCCCCAGUCAAUGAAAGGAAUAAUGACUUGGCCAGUAGUGGUUGGGGUUCGUCUAAGGGUGGAAGUGGUUCUGAUUGGCCUUCACAGAAAAUAGAAUCUCAUGUCAAUGACUCAGCUGGUGGUAGUUGGGGUUCCUCUAAGGGCGGCAGUGGUUCUGAUUGGGCCUCACAGAAAAGAGAGACUCCAAUCAUUGAAGGGAGUAAUGACUCAGCUGGUGGUGGUUGGGGUUCUAAGGUUGGCACUAAUAAAAACAUUUCCCAAUCUCAGUGGGGUACGCCACGGAAGAGUACAAAUGAAAACCCGGGAGGUUGGGGCUCUGCAGUUUCAGACACUGAAAAAUCGAAAGAAGCUACUGGAGUAUCCGAUGGUGGUUGGGGUUCUUCCAAAGUUGGUGGUGGGAGUGAAUCGUCUGGUAGUGGUUGGGGCUCUCCAAAGGUUGGUAACAAUGAUGAGGUUAAUGGACAAUCUCAAUGGGGCGCACACAAGAGUGUAGGAUCCUCUGGUGGAGCAGAGGAAAGCAGGAAUGAAUCAGGUGCUGGUUGGGGCUCUCCUAAGGUUGCUAACAAUGACGAGGGGGGCAACGGACAAUCUCAAUGGGUCCCACGGAAGAGGAAUAGAGAAGACAACAAUGAAAGUCCGCGAAGUUGGGGGGCUUCUGCAGGUGCUGGAGGAGGGGAUUGGAAGAAUAAGAGAAACCGCCCACCAAGGCCAGCUGAUGAUUCUGGUGCUGGUGUGGCUUUCACCUUUACAAGGCAGAGGUUGGAUAAAUUCACAGCUGAGGAGCAAGAGAUUCUCCUUGAGGUUGAGCCUAUUAUGCAAAACAUCAGAAGGAUAAUGCAUCAAUCAGGGUUGAAUGAUGGUGAUCCUCUAACUCCUGAUGACAAGGCGUAUAUUGUUGAGAAUGUUGUCAGUUAUCAUCCGGAUAAAGCCUCAAAAAUUGGAGCUGGAGUUGAUUACCUUAUGAUUAGCAAGCACAGUAAUUUCCAGGACACUAGAUGCUUCUACGUGGUGUCAACUGAUGGUGCCAAACAAGAUUUUUCCUACCGUAAAUGUCUGGAAAACAUGGUGAAGACCAAGUUCCCGGAUAAAGCUGAAACAUUCAACCAGAAGUAUUUCUAUGUAAAACGGCUCCCGCCCCUGCCUCGUCACCCCGGUUGGAAACAACAAGAAAAUAGUGGUGGGGGUGCCACUCCAGAAGCUGGAACUGAAGAACCCAAACAACAAGAGCCUACUAAUGCUGCUGCCACCGGUGGUUGGGGUGCCACUCCAGAAGCUGUAACUGAAGAACCCAAACAACAGGAGCCUACUAAUGCUGCUGCCACCGGUAGUUGGGGUGCCACUCCAGAAGCUGGAACUGAAGAAAAACCAAAACAACAAGAGCCUACUAAUGCUGCUGCCACCGGUGGUUGGGGUGCCACUCCAGAAGCUGGAACUGAAGAAAAACCCAAACAACAAGAGCCUACUAAUGCUGCUGCCACCGGUGGUUGGGGUUCCAGAAGCUGGAACUGAAGAACCCAACCAACAAGGUUCUACUAAUGCUGCUGUCACCGGGGGUGAGGGUUCAACUGAAGUGGAACCUACGAGGCUGGAUGAUGAGCCUUGACUAAAAAAAUGCUUCAGAUAGUUGUUGGACUCGAUGUUGACCAUUUGGGUGAAUUUAGAAUAAGCCCUUCAUCAUCUUUUUUUGGGUGUAUUUAGGAGAUGAGAUAUAGUCUCUGUACAGUUCCUUUUUGUAGUCAGUUGUUCAAAAUCUAGCAGUAACUACAUUUGGAUGGAAUUGUAUCUCACAUCUUGCAGUGAUGAAAAGUGACCACCUACCUUAUUGUCCUGUGUUCUCUGAAGUUCCUGCCAAAAUUUUGUCUGUUAUGUGGGAAGAUUUAGCUUCUUUUCUCCAGGAAUGCUCAAAUUUACAAUAGAAAUUUUAGAUUAGUCUUCAAAUGCCUUCUAACAAACCCGAACUUGUGCGCCAUUGGUGUUAAGGUUUUUGUGAUGAUAUAUUGAUAUGGAGGAUUCGAAGGGC
This is a messenger RNA of Cuscuta epithymum, 7574 nucleotides long. Lineage: Eukaryota; Viridiplantae; Streptophyta; Magnoliopsida; Solanales; Convolvulaceae. The record is from the annotation of a GenBank genome assembly.